This is a messenger RNA of Rhododendron vialii, 3748 nucleotides long. Its product is annotated as cellulose synthase-like protein D1. Gene Ontology annotation, molecular function: mannan synthase activity; cellulose synthase (UDP-forming) activity. The record is from RefSeq and is a predicted model, not a curated record. Bases 359 to 3523 code for a protein of 1054 amino acids. Gene Ontology annotation, cellular component: trans-Golgi network; plasma membrane. Lineage: Eukaryota; Viridiplantae; Streptophyta; Magnoliopsida; Ericales; Ericaceae. The transcript is spliced from 6 exons. Gene Ontology annotation, biological process: cellulose biosynthetic process; plant-type primary cell wall biogenesis.
GAGAGAGAGAGAGGGGCAUUGCGUGAAAUGAGGGAAGAACAUUUUCCAUAGAGAAAGUAAGUCUAGACCCGAAAUGAGGACCAUUGAACGCAUCUGGCCUAAUUUUAGCCUCUUGUUUUAUCCAACCAGCCAUUGCACAGUAACCAUUUCACUUUCACCUGAAAAUAUUUUCUGAUCUUUCAUUUCUCAAAACUUUGUGUUUUGAGAAUCUUUUGUAAUCUUUCCAAAAAUUUUGGAAAUGAAAAUUAAGAGAUCAUUUUAUGCUUCUCAUUCUCUCACCCACAUUCAAUCACUUUCGUAGCCUUGUCAUAAGCCAAUUUGAUUUGAAUUAAGGGGAAAAAAAAGAGAAAAAAAUAAGAUGGCCACGUCAACAGGCCCCAAGAAAAACUCAUCCUCUACCUCCUCCUCCGCCCCCGACCGGCCGCCACAGGCGGUGAAAUUCGCUCGCCGGACUUCAAGCGGCCGCGUCGUCAGCCUUUCCCGCGAGGAUGACCUGGACAUGUCAGGCGAGUUCGCAGGCCCCAACGAUUACAUUAAUUAUACCGUCAUGAUGCCGCCAACCCCAGAUAACCAGCCUGCAGGCUCAUCAGGCCCAGCUCCCUCGGGCGAUAAGCCCGAUGGGCCAGGCCCGUACGGCCCAACAAGCCGGUUCGGCGUGGAAUCUCAUCGGGUAGAUAUGACGAGGCGGGGCGGAGGGGAGGAGGAGGGCGGUAGUGGCGGCGGCGGCGGGAAGUUGGACCGUCGGAUGUCGGUGAUGAAAUCGAACAAUAAAUCAAUGCUGCUGAGGAGCCAGACGGGGGAUUUCGAUCAUAACCGUUGGUUGUUUGAGACAAAGGGGAAGUAUGGUAUAGGGAAUGCAUAUUGGCAAGACGAUGAGAAUUCAUUUGACGAAACUGGCAUGAGCAUGUCUGAUUUUAUGGACAAGCCUUGGAAGCCUCUCACUCGGAAAGUUAAGGUUCCAGCAUCAAUUCUCAGCCCUUACAGGCUACUUAUUGUGACACGCCUUAUAAUACUGUUUUUCUUCCUAACAUGGCGUAUUCAAAACCCGAACGAGGAGGCUCUCUGGUUAUGGGGAAUGUCCAUUGUAUGCGAGUGCUGGUUCGCUUUCUCAUGGAUUCUUGACAUACUCCCCAAGGUCAACCCCAUAAACCGCCAAACUGACCUCACCGCCCUCCGCGAAAAGUUCGAGACCCCCUCUCCAUCAAACCCUCAUGGCCGGUCUGACUUACCAGGCGUUGACGUGUUCAUCUCCACUGCCGACCCUGAGAAAGAGCCCCCUUUGGUCACUGCCAAUACUAUCCUUUCUAUACUUGGCGUGGAUUAUCCGGUUGAGAAGGUCUCUAUUUACAUAUCAGAUGAUGGUGGUGCCAUCCUUACCUUUGAGGCCAUGGCUGAGGCUGUCAAAUUCGCUGAGGAUUGGGUGCCCUUCUGCCGGAAACACAACAUUGAGCCUAGGAAUCCAGACAGUUACUUCAGUGUUAAAACAGACCCAACUAAGAACAAGAAGCGUCAUGAUUUUGUCAAGGACCGCCGUUGGAUCAAGAGGGAAUACGACGAGUUCAAGGUCCGGAUCAAUGGGCUGCCGGAUGUGAUCCGCAAGCGGUGCGAGAUGUACAAUUCAAAGGAGGAAAUGCAAGAAAAAAAGGCUGCUAGGGAGAAGAAUGGUGGAGUGUUGCCUGCAGAUCAGCCGAUAAAGGUCACCAAGGCUACUUGGAUGGCUGAUGGGACCCAUUGGCCGGGCACCUGGUACAACUCAACGGCUGAUCACUCAAAGGGUGACCAUGCUGGAAUUCUACAGGUGAUGAGCAAGGUUCCAGAUCAUGAUCCGGUGAUGGGUCACCCAAACGAGAAGAAGCUGGACUUCAGUGGCAUUGACACUAGGCUUCCAAUGUUUGCAUAUGUUUCACGUGAGAAACGCCCUGGUUAUGACCACAACAAGAAGGCCGGAGCCAUGAAUGCCCUUGUUAGAGCUUCGGCGAUACUCUCUAAUGGCCCAUUUAUACUCAACUUGGAUUGUGAUCAUUAUGUAUACAACUGCAUGGCGAUCAGAGAAGGAAUGUGCUUCAUGAUGGACCGUGGUGGUGACCGGAUUUGCUACAUACAGUUUCCCCAGAGAUUUGAAGGGAUUGAUCCCUCUGACCGAUAUGCCAACCAUAACACUGUCUUCUUUGAUGGGAACAUGAGAGCUCUGGAUGGUCUCCAAGGUCCUGUAUAUGUUGGGACUGGCUGCAUGUUUCGGCGCUAUGCGCUAUACGGUUUUAACCCGCCACGGGCCAACGAGUACUUGGGUAUUGUCGGGCAAAACAAGUCACGGGCCUCAAACAUUCCAAUGCAGACUGAUGAGGACUCAGACACACUGCCCUUGACGUCUCAUCCUGACCUUACCCUGCCCAAAAAAUUUGGGAAUUCAACCAUGUUUGCAGAGUCUAUACCCAUUUGUGAGUAUCAGGGACGUCCACUUGCCGAUCACAUUUCUGUGAAGAACGGACGACCUCCUGGUGCACUGCUCAUUCCGCGCCCUCCACUUGAUGCCCCCACUGUCGCUGAGGCCGUUGCCGUCAUCUCCUGCUGGUACGAAGACAAGACAGAAUGGGGGGACCGGGUUGGCUGGAUCUAUGGAUCGGUGACGGAAGACGUGGUCACUGGCUACCGAAUGCACAACCGCGGGUGGCGGUCAGUCUACUGCAUUACAAAGAGGGAUGCUUUCCGUGGCACGGCACCCAUCAACCUCACCGACCGACUCCACCAGGUGCUCCGUUGGGCCACAGGCUCUGUCGAGAUUUUCUUCUCCCGAAACAACCCCCUCCUGGCCACCCGCCGCCUCAAGUUCCUCCAACGCAUCGCCUACUUCAACGUUGGCGUUUACCCCUUCACCUCCAUCUUCCUUGUAGUGUACUGCUUCCUUCCAGCCUUGUCCCUCUUCUCCGGACAAUUCAUCGUGCAAAGCCUUAAUAUCGCCUUCCUUUCGUACCUCCUCCUAAUAACCGUCUGUCUUAUCCUAUUAUCCCUUCUAGAAGUUAAAUGGUCCGGUAUUGCACUAGAGGAGUGGUGGCGAAAUGAGCAGUUUUGGGUCAUAGGUGGGAGUAGCGCCCACCUUGUUGCGGUUAUCCAAGGGCUCCUAAAGGUCUUAGCCGGAAUCGAGAUCUCUUUCAAGUUGACAACGAAAUCGACAGCUGAAGAUGAAGACGACAUCUAUGCGGAUCUGUACGUCGUGAAGUGGACGAGCCUGUUCCUGAUGCCGUUGACUAUAAUCAUGGUGAACCUCGUCGCCCUGAUCAUGGCGUCCGCGAGGACUAUUUACAGCGUCAUUCCGGAGUGGAGCAAGCUUUUUGGUGGGGCGUUUUUCAGUUUCUGGGUGCUGGCUCAUAUGUACCCAUUUGCCAAAGGGUUGAUGGGGAGGAAAGGGAAAAUGCCCACCAUCAUCUAUGUUUGGGCAGGGCUGGUUUCCAUUACAGUCUCUUUGCUCUGGAUAUCUAUCAGUCCCCCAAGUGACAAUUCUACUGCUAGUGGUGGUUCUCUCUAGGGGAAAAAUGAAAGAGGUGAGGAGAUUGUUUUGUGACUAAAUUGAAAAUCUGCUUCCAUGUGUAUUCUGAAAAAACGCUGCGAAAGACCGGAGAGUUUCUGUUGUAUGGUGCUGUAAUUUGAAAGUGUAGGACAUACUGAUACAUGUAUGUAUGUAAUGUUAGAACAAUUUUUGCGGUUUUAUUUCUCGAGUCGCUGUGCCAAUGCGAACCGUGGUGUUUGUAAG